GCUCGUGUAAACUGGAUGGUGGUCCGAACAAGAGUAGGCGGAGAGGAUGGCGGGGGUAGAGGGAGGGAUGAUUGAUUGAUUGCGGCCCUUGAGCAAUUUGAUGGAGGGUAGGUGGGUGCGGGUGCGGGUGCUGCCCUUGCGCCGAGCAAGCUACAACGAGUGAGCAAGAUGGCGGGAGGACAAAAGUGGUCAGGUCGUUAGCCCUCUCUCUCUCUCUCUCGCUCGCUCUCUCGCGUUUUCGGUUUUCGGGUCAACCAGCGAAGCGAAGCGCAGGGAGCGAGGAAGUUGCAGGCAUUCUGAAGCUCGUCUAUUUCGUUCGUUCGUACGAGCCAGAUUCAUGAUAAGUGAAGGGAAGGGGAGGAACGCACGCACGCACAGUGGGCGGGUGAUUAAUACACCCACUUUUCGAUUCGGGCGUGGGCUGCGAACAGUUAGAACGCGAUAGACCACAGCGAAGAGUUGGUGUUAUCACUGUUCAAGAGUUGGUUUGUGAAUUGAAGAAGAUCUGCAAGUGCCAUUACUUCCGUUCUCAGAGCUUUGGAGUCAUCGUGCAUGCGGGGAUUGAAGUGCGAGGCAUCGGUGGCUUGGCGCCACAAUUAGCUUCUCGAACCUGCAGGCUCCGAGCAUCAUCAACCACCUCCAAUUGCUGGGCCCUGCUCUCGCAAUGACAGACGCUGAGUGAGAGAGUGAGUGAGUGAUUGAGUGAUUGAGGGCUCGCUCCCAGCGUGCAUAUGUUGGCAAGCCCCUCUCCCAUCUCCAGACAAGAACCAAUCUGCCGAUCGCAGGCCGAGACUCCGAGGAGCUCACUGUGACCAUAAGUUGCAGGUCAGAGCGAGCAAUCAAUCCCGAGACGAUAGAAAGACCGAACAGUGGCGAGAGCGAGCGGUCGUGUCAGGCAUCGACUUCACGGCGAAUGGUGUACGCUCGCCAAUUGCAGGGUCCACAUUGCGCAGACCUCUCGUCGUCGUCGUCAUCGUCGUCAUUGCUGCCGGAGCACUGGCAUUGUCUCGAAAAUCGGUGGGGAUCGAGUAAAUCGAUCUGCUCAUGCACAGACGCUUUGCCAGGAGUUAGCAUCACAGUGAGGCAGGGAGGCAGGGAGGCAGGAUUCGGGCAGCAGCACAAGGGCGCGAGAAUUGCAGAAUGCGGUCCUCGGGGCUCAGCCUUAGACGACGAGGACGAUGAUAGUCGGUCCGUGGGCAGUUAAUGAGGCGAGAAGCGAGAGAAGUGAGAGGAGUGAGAGGAGUGAGCGCAGCGGAGUGCGAGACAGAGAGAGCGGGCGCGCAGCAGACGACGACAAGUCCGGAGCGCGAAGCGCUUUUGUAGAUCUCUGAGCAACGACGACGACGACGUGCAUUAAGUAGCAAUUGCCCAUUAAAGUGGCCGGGCUCCGUCGGGGCAGUGGUCCAAUGCUGGCGUGCCUGGUUUGCACUCGCACUGUCGAUGAUGUCGGGGGCGGAGGCGAGGGUCCGCAUGGCAGCGAGACCAAGACCAUCAGCACCAAGCAUGGCCUCCGCCUCUUCACUUUUCAGCUCAAGCAGAUGGCCUCCAGAUUCACCGCCGGAGCUCUGUACAAAAACUGCAGGCCCGGCUGUGUUCAAGUGACCAGGCAUGAUAUGCCCAAUGGCAACCCGGUCGUUCAUCCGUCUUCAGAUGAAGCUCAUGAGACCCACAGUCCUCAGUUCUCGUUGAAGAGUUAUAAAAUAGACGACAGGGCACGCACUCCUGGUCGUCAGGAUCCGUGCUCCACGCCUGAGAUUACAGACUUCAAAGGCACUCCACUGAAAUCAGUGAGGCCACUGCGGCGCAUUCAGUCCCAAUCAGCCUUGAGCGAUGAUGGAUCAGUCUAUGGAACUCCAAGUCCUGUCACCGUUGUCAAGGGUGUGGACAGUGAGUGGGUUGCUCAAGUGGAACCGGGAGUGUACAUCACCUUCUUCUCGUCUCCAGACGGUUUUAAUGAUCUGAAGCGGAUCAAAUUCAGCCGUAACAUGUACAGCAAGGAGCAAGCAGAAAGUUGGUGGACUCAAAACUGCGCGAUGGUUCGGGAGUUGUACAAUGUUCGCCCCCCGUCCUCGACAGCGGUGGAUGAUGAUCGGUUUUCCUCUGGCUACGCAACUCCAGACGCUUACAGCAACAGCCACAAGAGUCCUUGUCAUUCCUACAACGGCGACUAUCAACUCACGAAGAGAAAGGUUGCGACUGAUGCUCGAAGCAUCACCUCCGAGAAGAGUGAGACUGGAAACGAGUGGGUCGAACAAGAUGAGCCAGGCGUCUACCUUACCAUAAUAUAUGUCCAAGGAGUUGGCAAGCAGCUCAAACGAGUGCGGUUUAGCCGGGACAAGUACUCCGAAGCAGAAGCAUCGUUGUGGUGGGAUCAGAACAAGCAAAGGGUUUACGCAAGGUAUAUUGGUUCCAAGCCUGGGACAAGUUAAGCAUUACUUCUGCUUACUUCGUCUCUCAUCUUUUCUGAGCCAGAUGAUGGCUACCGUAGCCUGCUGCUUGGUUCCUCACGACGGAGGAAAUGGACGUGGGAGUUUAUUUACUCCACCGGACAAGCGGGUUUCAUUCUUUGAGAAGUUAUCCUGCGCAACACUCUUGUUGCGCCGAUCUACGUCACCCGUAGGAACGUCGCAUGCUGCUACACAGCUGUAUCAUAUUCGUUUGAACCAUGUACAAAAUUUUCAAGCAAACAUCAUAUUUGCAAGAUAGUGCAACCGGGGCGGAGUUCUGGGGCUAUUGAAGAAGCGAGGCCAUGGUCAGAGGGCAUACACACGGAGGAUGGAACAAAUCAAGCUGUUGACGCUCGUUGCCCAUACGAGUCUUCCGAAGUUUGUGUUUCAGCAGUCUCUGUGGAAAACAUCGACAUGUCUUUCCUGGAUACAUCUGAUUGUGAUGGAAAACUCAGCUUUUCAUAUUUGGAGUGGGUUUUUCCGAUCUCGGUCACAUGUAUCUGGUCACGAAUGACCUUUCUCAGCACACGAUUACUGCAGGGGCGAAUGUGGACCUGUUCCGAACAGUCCUCGUUCUCGGCAGCAGAUCAAUGCAAUGCCCUCGGGGUGAACCAUCAGCUUGCCACUUCACAUUCUCUCACAAGCGGUCUCUUACAAGGACGAUCGAUAGGGCACUGCGUCCUUCAUAAUCGAGUCUGGAGUUGUUUUACUGCUCUAACGCUUGGUUAUGAUGGACUUCGCUUGUUCCUGACACCUUGUGGGACACCAGCUGGUUUCGUGAAUCUGCCCAUCUGUGUUUCUGUGAUGUCCACAUACUGCCUCCUGGGAGACACAUCUCAUUCCCUGGUCUGAACGCUGGGCCGUCUGGAGGAUUCUACUGGAGGCAUUUCGCUGGUCGAAUGCAAAGGCUUGGUCGAUGCUUGGGGUUAGCUGAUAAUUAUGUUACUGCUGUUGCUCCCUGGAUAACCAUAACCGAGGUUAGAGGGGAGUUUCAGUCACAAACUCUUCCUUGCCUCAAGCAUUUGAAGUGCUACAUCAAAAUCGAAGAGCCGUGUUUAUUACCAGACUUCCUCGGGUCUUGUGGACACACAGGAGUAAUGCUCAAGAGAAUCAGGGCGUGAUGUUAGUGGUGCAUGCACAGGCUUGUGUGCUUGGGGGUGAACGAUUACUCUAGUGAGUGUCUGCAGUUCUUGUAACCAGGUAACGUAUGUUGCUGAAUAGUUAGAGCUGUCUUUGAAAUCAAUAUAUCAACCUUAGUGUGGCGGUGUGCACCCCGGAGACAACCACAAUGCCAGUCGGUUGUCUGCCUGUGGUUGCCAGAGCACACUAGUUAUUUUGAACAGAUUGUUGAACUCGAACAGUUCGGAUGUCAGGAGAGCCCCGAGAUGCUAUCUCGGUGUCUCUUCACCAUCCAUAACAGUCUCACGUGAGAAAUCUAUCGGGCUGUCGAUGUAACAGUUGACGAUGCGUCCUGGAUCAUUUCAAAUCGUGACAGGUUUGAUCUUUUGUAAGAAAGUUUCCAUCUCCACGUUUCCAGUAC
Messenger RNA from Marchantia polymorpha subsp. ruderalis, 3987 nucleotides. Lineage: Eukaryota; Viridiplantae; Streptophyta; Marchantiopsida; Marchantiales; Marchantiaceae. The record is from the annotation of a GenBank genome assembly.